UCCAGGACCAAAACGCUUAUGCAGAGAAAACAUCUUCCAAGACUGUCUAUAGCCGAACGACUGUAAUCCUUGCACUCAGGAGGCAGAGGCAGGAGGAUCAUUGCAAAUUCUAGGCCAGCCCAAUAUCUGAGGUUAAACCCCAGUAUCUCCAUGGAUUUUCCUGGCCUAGGAGCCCUGGGGACGGCAGAACCCCUGCCACAGUUUGUGGAUUCUGCCCUGGUGUCCUCAACACCAGAUUCGGGAGGGUUCUUCUCCUCUGGGCCUGAGGGUCUGGAUGCAGCAGCCUCCACUUCCCCGAACACAGGCACGGCUGCAGCCACCACACUGGCCUACUACAGGGACACCGAGGCCUAUAGACACUCUCCAGUGUUUCAGGUCUACCCACUUCUCAACUGUAUGGAGGGAAUCCCAGGGGGCUCACCUUAUGCCAGCUGGGCCUACGGCAAGACGGGCCUCUACCCUGCUUCAACUGUAUGCCCCAGCCACGAGGAUGCCCCUCCCCAGACGCUGGAAGACCCGGAUGGGAAGACCAGCACCACCUUCUUGGAAACCCUGAAGACAGAGCGGCUGAGUCCAGACCUCCUGACCCUGGGGACUGCACUGCCCACAUCGUUGCCCAUCACCAGCAGUGCUUACGGGGGACCUGACUUUCCCGGUCCUUUCUUCUCUCCCACUGGGAGCCCUCUCAGUUCAGCAGCCUAUUCUUCCCCCAAGUUUCACGGAAGCCUCCCCUUGGCCCCUUGUGAGGCCAGAGAGUGUGUGAACUGCGGAGCAACGGCUACUCCACUGUGGCGAAGGGACAGAACAGGUCACUACCUGUGCAAUGCCUGUGGCCUGUAUCACAAGAUGAAUGGCCAGAACCGGCCUCUCAUCCGACCCAAGAAGCGUCUGAUUGUCAGCAAACGGGCAGGCACUCAAUGCACUAACUGCCAAACGACCACCACAACACUCUGGCGGAGAAAUGCCAGCGGAGAUCCCGUGUGCAAUGCCUGUGGCCUUUACUACAAGCUACACCAGGUGAACCGACCAUUGACCAUGCGGAAGGAUGGAAUUCAGACUAGGAACCGCAAGGCCUCCGGAAAAGGGAAAAAGAAGCGAGGGUCAAGUCUGGGAGGAGCAGGAGCAGCUGAAGGAGCAGCUGGUGGCUUCAUGGUGGUAGCUGGUGGCAGCAGUAGUGGGAAUUGUGGGGAAGUGGCCCCAGGCUUGACACUGGGCACCGCAGGUACUGCUCAUCUCUACCAGGGCCUGGGACCUGUGGUGCUGUCAGGGCCUGUCAGCCAUCUUAUGCCUUUCUCUGGACCUCUGCUGGGAUCACCCACAGCCUCCUUCCCCGCAGGGCCUGUGCCUCCCACCACCAGCACCACUGUGGUGGCUCCCCUCAGCUCUUGAAGGUACACAAAAUGGCCUUGGCCUUGUGGCAGAGAAGGUGUUCCUUUUUUUUUUUUUUUUUAUUUUUUUUGAGACAGGAUCUUCUGUAGCCCAGGCUGACCAUGAACUAUGUAGCUAAGGGUGACCCCUAAUUCCUGAUUUUCCUGCCUCUACCUCCCAAGUACUGGGAUUAUAGGCAUUAUUGACAUGCCUGACGUUUUUGUUUCUGUAUUUUUGUUUUGUUUUGAGGCAGGGUCUCACUCUGUAGCCCAGGCGGCUUUCAGUUCCUUAUGUAGUUCAGGAUAGACUCAAACUUGAGAUCCUCCUGCCUCAGUUCCUGAGUGCUGGGCUUACAGGCCUCUGCCACCAUGCCUGUGUCCCCCCUCUGGGAGCCAUUAUUCUUUACAGCCCAACCCUAUGGGCUCCGAACAUCUCCUUGCCUGUACCUUCGAAGAUUUUGUAAAAUAAAAUCACCAACGACCUGAAACUAGA
Messenger RNA from Peromyscus eremicus (cactus mouse), 1860 nucleotides. It is a transcript of the gene Gata1, whose product is annotated as GATA binding protein 1. Gene Ontology annotation, biological process: positive regulation of transcription by RNA polymerase II; negative regulation of transcription by RNA polymerase II; cell fate commitment. The transcript is spliced from 6 exons. The record is from RefSeq and is a predicted model, not a curated record. NCBI's taxonomy places the organism in Eukaryota, Metazoa, Chordata, Mammalia, Rodentia, Cricetidae. Gene Ontology annotation, molecular function: RNA polymerase II cis-regulatory region sequence-specific DNA binding; zinc ion binding; DNA-binding transcription factor activity, RNA polymerase II-specific. The coding region runs from base 151 to 1389 and encodes 412 amino acids.